GUUUGAGUUUGUAGUAGCUGUCGUUCUGAGCAAGUUAGGCGUGCUUCUUUCAACGGCAUAUUCGACAAUCAAACCACUGUGUAAUUGAGAUUAAAUUUGAGAUGGGAACACGAGCAUCAUCUGUCUCCCUUCGAUGGCUAUGGGCUCGUACGAGUAGUGGUCAACCUGGUGGCAUCUCUCAACCGAGACGGCUCGACUUGGCUCUUCUUCCUCGACAACUAUUGAAAGCAGGAAGUGCUGGUGUUGCAUGUGGCCUCGUUAUUAGAUGUUACAGAAAACAGCCCAAAGAGAGCAAAAGAAUUAUGUACUAUAGUUUGGCAUCGGCGGCUGCUUCCACAGUGAUAGGAGGCGUAUAUGCUGUGGCAGCAAGACGACACAAUACAGCAUCGUUUAUUUACUCGUUUCCCUUGUCAGCUGGUGUUAGUGCUGCUGUGGUGACUGCUGUGUUUCUCAGUUGUCGAACUGUUUUGUGUCAUCGUGAAGUCAUUGCUGAUGUCACAGAAAGAUGGAACGUUUCUUCCUACUUUCAUUUGUCAUAUCGAUUGAGUGUUGCCUCGGGUGUGGUGACUGGAUUUUUUGUGUCUGCAUUUACAUUUCAAAGAGCGAGAGAUGUGCUCUUUACAUGUAUGCUUGGUGGCUGCUUGGGGAUCGUAGGACAGCUCAGUUAUGAUGCCAUCAAUGCUUGGAGACGAAAAAAGGCAAUGGAAUUGUAUUACCAAGAUGGUGUUGAAUCUGUCAAUCUUGUAGCUAGUGAGUGUGUAGACAGUGAUGUUGCUGUUCGAGAUGAUGAAACUGGGGGACGAGUGUGGGGUCAGUCGAUUGUCAAGAUGGCAGAGAGCAAGUCAUAUGCAGGGCAACUGAGAGAGAAAAUUUGUAAGCUGGAAGAUGCAAUACAAGUGGAACAGGAUGUCAUAGAUGAAUUAUGCAGCAGAAUAGAUCAACAGACUGAUUUUUUGGAGUAUCAGACUACUGGAGAAUAAUUAGGUUAGCAUUUUCAUCACAAAUGCAUGAUGUGUAAUUAUUAUCUAGCAAUUAUAUCGAAAUAGUAAGUCCUGCCCAGAACUAUAGUUCGUUGCAGAUGCAAUUGAUCUUAUUAAAUCCUUAUAAGUAUUACCAUAUAUAAAUCAA
This is a messenger RNA of Corticium candelabrum, 1128 nucleotides long. RefSeq lists its product as uncharacterized. NCBI's taxonomy places the organism in Eukaryota, Metazoa, Porifera, Homoscleromorpha, Homosclerophorida, Plakinidae. The transcript is spliced from 2 exons. The coding region runs from base 102 to 980 and encodes 292 amino acids. The record is from RefSeq and is a predicted model, not a curated record.